AGUACUACUGUAACUUGUACUAAUAACACAGUUUAAAACCACAAUAAUUUUGCUAAAGCAUCUAGAUGUCCUCUAAGAGUAACUCCAAUAGCUUCCGUUUCCAAAAAACACUUCCAUUUACGGAAAGUUAUGGUAAAAAAAGCCUCUGCAAUUUUUUUACAGGAUUUCAUAGAAACACCUCCUCCGUCCUUUAAGUUUGCGGGAAGAUGAUCUUCUCAUAUAAUUAUGGCGGUGGAUAAUAGGGUCAUAUUUUAUGAGCAGAAGUUUUACGGGAACGGUAAAAUGCACUCCCUCCUGUUAUGGGACUGAGGGAGUAGGUGUUAGAAAACUUUUCCUAGAUUAUAGGGUCAUCCUGGAAGAAGAUUUGUACAGGAGCUCUUGGAGUUGCUCUAAGUAUUGCAUAUCCUAUAUCAAUGAUUUUUCGCGAAGAUUUAUGAGGAUAUUCUUUUUCUUUUUAUGUUUGAUCGAGUCACUUAAUGUGUAAUAACUAGGGUAAAUGUAGAUCUGUCCUAGACAGACCCAAAGUGCAAUAUUUGAAUUAGAUGUGGUACAGUUAUAGAUGUAAUUUGGCAGAUUAAAGGUCUGGUCCUGGAUUGGUUUGUUUGAAAUGUCAUUAUACUCUUGAUGUACCCGAUGUUGGUAAGAUAUUACAGUGGACUGUGACGAGGCUGCAUCAACGAUCGUACAACUUUUGUCGUACCUGAAGCAGCACUCAUGCAAUACACUAGCUAGUUGUUCGUUUGUCCCUGUUGCACUAGUGCGAUCUAGUACUUCUGCUAACGCCAAACCCCACCUCCACCUUGUACUUAUCAAGAUCGUAUAUCUUGCGUGUCGCAUAUAUCUAUCGAUUCAGUCCAUCGUUUUUUUUCUUCUUACGGUGCUAUUGCGCAAAACGCCAAGUAAAUGUUUCCAUUUCUAAUUUGCUUCAAAGCUAAAUUUGUUCAAAGUGUUAAAAGAAGAUACUGAUUUUUUUCACUUCUCUCCCUUCUCUCUUUGUCUCCUAAAUAAUUCAGUGUGCAAAGAUGUUGAGAAGAGAACCAUGAAUAUCGAUUUUGUAGGUCACCAAGGACGUCUGCCCAGUCAUCUUCCAUGACAACUUCAUCAUUACUGAAGAACAUGGCAAAAUUUCAGAGAAGCGUGUCACUGAUCUUCAGUUGGAAGAUUUCCUCCAGUAUGGCCCACAAAACAAGCAAGGCAAGAAUGGGAAGCCUUUGCUGCGGAAAAUGAAGGACGGUCGGGUGUUGAAUUGGAACGUCCAGUCAGAUGAUCCUCUUUGCACCCUUCAAGAAGCAUUCGAGAAGGUCAAUCCAAGAUUGGGCUUCAAUGUCGAGCUGAAAUUCGAUGACAAUCUUGUGUACCAAGAUGAGGAGCUUACUCACAUCCUCCAGGCCAUCCUCAAGGUGGUCUUCGAGUGUGCCAAGGAUAGGCCCAUCAUUUUUUCUAGCUUCCAGCCCGAUGCUGCGCAGCUCAUGCGAAAACUGCAGAGCACAUACCCUGUGUACUUCUUAACGAACGGAGGGACGGAAAUCUACGCCGACGUGAGGAGGAACUCGUUGGAAGAGGCGGUCAAGCUGUGCCUUGCCAGCGGCAUGCAAGGGAUCGUGUCCGAGGCCCGCGCCGUCUUCAGGUUCCCGACCGCUAUACCCAAGAUCAAGGAGGCUGACCUCUCCCUACUAACUUACGGCACUCUCAAUAACGUGCCGGAGGCGGUGUACAUGCAGCACCUGAUGGGGGUGAACGGGGUCAUCGUCGACCUCGUGCCGGAGAUCACUGGGGCUGUCUCUGAUCUCAUCGCCCUCCCGGAGACCGAUACAGAGAUCAAUGAUCUGAGCGGCAAGGUGGUGAAAGAUGCCGCAUCGACGCCGAAUUUCACACAGCGGGAGAUCUCGUUCCUGCUGAGGCUGAUGCCAGAGCUUGUGCAAUAGCACAGAUUGCACACCAUUAACUCAUGGCUUUGGAUGUAACUGAUUGAUUGGCAUGCAGGACAGGAGGAGCCCCUUGUGGAGGAAAGCACAGGUUUACAUACUGGGUUGGUGUGAUGUCCUUCGGUGAGCCCUGGUACUGGGAGAGUUGGGGAUUGAUAUGAUAUGUACAUGUUGUAGUGUGGGUGGCGAAAUUUUUGGAUAUACAUGUUGUAGUGAAUGUCACCGUCACAAUGGACCGUGUUACUAAACUAAUACAUGAUCCUGGGUCUGGUAUCCAGCAUUUUCGAUCAA
Molecule: messenger RNA, 2216 nt
Organism: Triticum aestivum (bread wheat)
Lineage: Eukaryota; Viridiplantae; Streptophyta; Magnoliopsida; Poales; Poaceae
Product: glycerophosphodiester phosphodiesterase GDPD2
Exons: 6
Coding region: 1224-1925 (233 amino acids)
Biological process (GO): glycerophospholipid catabolic process
Molecular function (GO): phosphoric diester hydrolase activity
Source: RefSeq, a predicted model, not a curated record